Molecule: messenger RNA, 13346 nt
Organism: Ictidomys tridecemlineatus (thirteen-lined ground squirrel)
Lineage: Eukaryota; Metazoa; Chordata; Mammalia; Rodentia; Sciuridae
Gene: Clstn2
Product: calsyntenin 2
Biological process (GO): positive regulation of synaptic transmission; homophilic cell-cell adhesion; positive regulation of synapse assembly
Cellular component (GO): cell surface; postsynaptic membrane
Molecular function (GO): calcium ion binding
Source: RefSeq, a predicted model, not a curated record
AUGGUACAGAGCCCUCAAGCUGCCACCCAGGUCCAAGGCGAUGGACCCUGCAAGUCCAAGCAGCAGUUAAGUUUUUCGGUUCUGGUCAGCGGGGGCAGCCGGCGGCGCCGCCUCCUCGCGGCUAAAGUUAACAAGCAUAAGCCAUGGAUCGAGACCUCUUAUCACGGAGUCAUAACUGAGAACAAUGACACAGUCAUUUUGGAUCCACCACUGGUAGCCCUGGAUAAAGAUGCACCAGUUCCUUUUGCAGGGGAAAUCUGUGCCUUCAAGAUCCAUGGCCAGGAGCUGCCCUUUGAGGCCGUGGUGCUCAACAAGACAUCUGGGGAGGGCCGCCUCCGAGCCAAGAGCCCCAUUGACUGUGAGCUGCAGAAGGAGUACACGUUCAUCAUCCAGGCCUACGACUGCGGUGCCGGGCCCCGGGAGACGGCCUGGAAGAAGUCACACAAGGCCGUGGUCCAUAUCCAGGUGAAGGAUGUCAACGAGUUUGCUCCCACCUUCAAAGAGCCCGCCUACAAGGCCAUCGUGACGGAGGGCAAGAUCUAUGACAGCAUCCUGCAGGUGGAGGCCAUCGACGAGGACUGCUCCCCCCAGUACAGCCAGAUCUGCAACUACGAAAUUGUCACGACAGAUGUGCCUUUUGCCAUUGACAGAAAUGGCAACAUCAGGAACACUGAGAAGCUCAGCUAUGACAAGCAACGCCAGUAUGAGAUCCUGGUGACAGCGUAUGACUGUGGACAGAAGCCUGCUGCUCAGGACACCCUGGUGCAGGUGGACGUGAAGCCAGUUUGCAAGCCUGGCUGGCAAGACUGGACCAAAAGGAUCGAGUACCAGCCUGGCUCGGGGAGCGUGCCCUUGUUCCCCAGCAUCCACCUGGAGACGUGUGACGGUGCCGUGUCCUCCCUCCAGGUCACCACGGAGCUGCAGACCAAUUACAUUGGCAAGGGCUGUGACCGGGAGACCUAUUCUGAGAAAUCUCUUCAGAAACUCUGUGGAGCCUCCUCGGGCAUCAUUGACCUCCUACCGUCCCCCAGUGCUGCCACCAACUGGACAGCAGGACUGCUGGUGGACAGCAGUGAGAUGAUCUUCAAGUUUGACGGCAGGCAGGGUGCCAAGAUCCCAGAUGGGAUUGUGCCCAAGAACCUGACGGACCAGUUCACCAUCACCAUGUGGAUGAAGCACGGCCCCAGCCCUGGCGUGAGAGCCGAGAAGGAGACCAUCCUCUGCAACUCAGACAAAACCGAGAUGAACCGGCAUCACUACGCGCUCUACGUGCACAACUGCCGCCUCGUCUUCCUCCUGCGGAAGGACUUCGACCAGGCCGACACCUUCCGCCCCGCCGAGUUCCACUGGAAGCUGGACCAGAUUUGUGACAAAGAGUGGCAUUACUAUGUCAUCAAUGUGGAGUUUCCUGUGGUUACGCUGUACAUGGAUGGAGCCACAUAUGAGCCCUACCUGGUGACCAACGACUGGCCCAUUCACCCGUCUCACAUAGCCAUGCAACUUACUGUCGGUGCUUGUUGGCAAGGGGGAGAAGUCGCCAAACCCCGGUUUGCGCAGUUCUUCCACGGCAGCCUGGCCAGCCUCACCAUCCGCCCUGGCAAGAUGGAAAGUCAGAAGGUGAUUUCCUGCUUGCAGGCCUGCAAGGAAGGGCUGGAUAUUAACUCCUUAGAGAGCCUCGGGCAAGGAAUAAAGUAUCACUUCAACCCCUCGCAGUCCAUCCUGGUGAUGGAAGGGGACGACAUUGGGAACGUCAACCGCGCCCUCCAGAAGGUGUCCUACAUCAACUCCAGGCAGUUCCCGACGGCAGGCGUGCGGCGCCUCAGAGUGUCCUCCAAAGUACAGUGCUUUGGGGAAGACGUGUGCAUCAGCAUCCCUGAUGUGGAUGCUUAUGUGAUGGUCCUGCAGGCCAUCGAGCCCCAGAUCACCCUCCAGGGCACAGAUCGCUUCUGGAGACCUGCCUCCCAGUUUGAAAGCUCCAGAGGAGUGAUCCUCUUCCCCGACAUCAAAAUCGUGAGCACCUUCGCCAAGACUGAGGCUCCUGGGGACGUGAAAAGCACAGCUCCCAAAUCGGCAGUCCUAGAAGAAAUGCUUCACAACUUAGACUUCUGUGACAUUCUGGUGCUUGGAGGGGACUUGGACCCUCGGCAGGAGUGCUUGGAGCUCAGCCACAGUGAGCUGCACCAGCGACACCUGGAUGCCACCAACUCCACUGCAGGCUAUUCUAUCUAUGGUGUGGGCUCCAUGAGCCGCUACGAGCAGGUUCUGCGUCACAUCCGCUACCGCAACUGGCACCCGACUUCCCUGGACACCCGGCGGUUCCGGAUCAAGUGCUCAGAGCUCAACGGGCGCUACACGAGCAACGAGUUCAACUUGGAGGUCAGUGUCCUCCACGAAGUCAGAGCCUCAGACAAGGAGCAUGUCAACCACCUUAUUGUGCAGCCUCCCUUCCUCCAGUCUGUCCAUCACCCCGAGUCCCACAGCAGCAUCCAGCGCAGUUCAGUGGUCCCGAGCAUCGCCACAGUGGUCAUCAUCAUCUCCGUGUGCAUGCUAGUGUUUGUGGUGGCCAUGGGCGUGUACCGAGUGCGGAUUGCCCACCAGCACUUCAUGCAGGAGACCGAGGCUGCCAAGGAGGCCGAGAUGGACUGGGACGACUCUGCACUGACCAUCACGGUCAACCCCAUGGAGAAACACGAAGAACCAGGCCACGGGGAAGAGGAGAGCGAGGGAGAGGAGGAGGAGGAGGAGGAAGCAGAGGAAGAUGUGAGCUCCAGCAGCAGCGACUCUGACGACAGCGAAGAGGAGGAGGAGGAGGGGAUGGGCAGAGGCAGGCACGAGCGGAGUGGCGCCAGGCAAGCCCAGCUAGAGUGGGAUGACUCCACCCUCCCCUACUAGUGUCCCAGGCCUGCUCCCAGCCCGCGUGUCCCUUUUGUAAAGCCCGACCCAGUGUAUGCCCGAGUCUAUCACGCUCGCCGCCGAUUUCGAUGACAGGUCUGAGUGGCCUUCUCCGGCUUUCUAGAACCUGCCCCACGUGCCUUGGGCAUUGAUUGUGUCCAAGCAAAGGGCAGCUCCGAGAAGCCCAAUGUCACCACCAGUGCAGACUUCAGGGUGGACGUUGUCCUGUAGUCCCCACGUCUCCUGCCCUGGGCUCACCCGGCUCCCUGCCAGCCAAGCCUCAGAGUUCUGAACAGCUCGCUCCUUUCUGCAGGAGAGAAGGUCCACCCUGGUGUCACUCCCUCCCCCAGGCUCAGUGUCCCCAAGGCCGUUGGGGUCCAACUCACUGUGCACACACCUGACUAAGUGUCUCUGUCCACCCACACCAGCAGGUCCUCCCUGUGCCGACUCUCCAAGGUUCCUCUGCGCAGGGAGGGUGGCAGGACUUCACAUAACUAAGGUCCUAGGGCUCAGCACUUGAAAGAAAGCCCCUUGUUGAUGAAGAAUUGAGUUUAUAGGGAAAGGGACACCCCCUACCCACUCACACACACACAGUCCCCAGCCUGAAGAUCCUUUCCUUUUGCUUCUUUCUGAGGCCACUUGAGCUUCUAUGACAAGUCCAAAACCAAGAGCUGGUCUCUGACCACAAGCAGAGCCUGUCCCCAGUUGAAGGGGCCAGCCUACCAGGGGACAGCUGAGAUCAGUGUGGCUGCCCUGCCUGGCUGCCCAUCACUCCAAACCACCAUGCUCAGGGAGCAUUCCACCCGGACCCCACCCCCCAAUGCCACAGUAAGGGAGGAAGGAUGGCUGAUGGACAGACAGAUGGGGCUUCAUGGCAGACAGUCGUGGGAGACAAGGUGGGUGUGGCUGGACUCCCUGGCCCAAGCGCAGCCCCCAGGUUGGCAAGGCUCCCUCCUCCGAGUCUUGUGGUCCCUUAUCUCCUAUGUCACAGGUUUUCCUUUUGAGAGCGUACACCCCUCUCCGAUAGAUGAGAAAAUGUGUGAACGGCAGCCGUCCUAGGUGACAGUUUGGAAAUUCAACUACUAGGGAUUAGAAAGAUAUUUGCAAUGAUAGAGACUGUUUUUUCUUCUCAUAAAAGAAGGUCUAGGGGACAAAUCUAUCCAAAAUCCUAAUUUCUUUUUCUUUCUUCUUCUUUUUUUUUUUUUAAAUAAGAAAGUCUUUUCCAUUGCCACUCUAUUGUGGACACAUCGUGAGGAAAAUUGUUGCUAUAGUAACCAGGGGGUGAUCUUUGUGACCAAAUGAAUACCAGGCAGGAACUAAGGCUAUUACAAGACUUCCACGAGGCUCUGAGGACAUGUUUGCCUCAAAUGUCUCGGGUACCUCUUUGUCCUCAGUGUGUUCGAGCUGUCCCCUCUUCUCACCCCACCCCGAGCCCCUUCCCGUGUUGGUUUGGCACAGGUGCAGAGUGGAUACCUUUAAUUAAUCCCCUUGUCAUCCAAACACAGAGCUUAAGUAGAGGGGACCACAGCCAAUGGCCUCUAAUCCAGCCUCCACCCAGCGAGAGUCCAUGGAAAGUCUCUGCAACUCUUUGAAUGGCGACAAGUACUUUAUACAGCUUUUUCUCCUGAAGGGCUUUUUUAAAUUUUUGGCGUCCCUCCUCCUCCUUCACACCUCACAAUAACCCUGUGAAAUAUUUGAGACGCCUGUUGUUAGACACAUUUUCAUGAUGAGGAUACCAAGGCUCAGAGAUUCAGUGUCUUGCUCAAAGCCAUUCAGUGGUAUAGAAAAGACUGGAUGCCUCACCCUCCACUUCACUUCCAGGAUUCUAAUGACUUCCCACCAUGCACCUCGCAGGCAUCCCGAGCACCUACUAUGUGCAGGCAAUCUACCAGGAGCUCUGGGGAAAUGCUGAAGUGCCCUCCUCUCAGAGCACCUGACAGUUGAGGAAGGGACAAACAGGCCCAGAAGCUAAUCGAGACAUAUGAAGAGGGAGGGGGGCAGGAGAAAUCACAGGAAAAAGAGGGACGUGUUUGCAAACACAGCCAGGGCUCUUAAUUUUCCCCUUCUUGGGAAAAACACUAGAAGAAGCUUGAGUUUUGAUAUUCAUUGUGAAGAAAUAGAUGCAUCUCCCGCAUGAAUUAUUCCAAUUAAACUCCCCUCGGUUGUUUUAUCCCCCCAAAAUCAUGCCUGCCCAACUGCAGGGGAAAAUUCAUAGGACUGGUUAGGCCCCACAAUACCAUUAUUUAAAUAAAAAAGAAAUUCUUCAAACAGGCAUUUAGGAACUACUGAAUUCUCCCAAAGGAACGGCAAUGAAAGGAACACUUUAUAUGUAUAAAGCCAAUCCUUUCUGAAUUAGCUUUUCAUUGCCAAUGUUUCAAUCUCGGGUUUCUGGGAGAACUUUUCUUCCUGCUCUGUCUUUGCAGUUUGGUUGGGUGGGAAGAUGUUCCUCAAGGCCUCUGGCUGUCUCUUACAGCCACAUUACUUAUUCAUGGUUGGAUGAGCUGUUUGGAGCACCGAGCAAUCUCUAUAUGUUUUCAGGGAGUUGGCAGAGAGCAGAUGAAAGUGGCACUUAGCUAGGACAGCAAAGAUGUGUCAUUUGAGGAGCCAUUUGGUGACCAGAUUCAUUUACAGAGAAUCAGUAGUGACCGCAAACCAAAGCCCUUUCCUUCAACUUUUGCUACAGAAGGUCAUUCUACAUGCUGGCUCCAAAAAAUGAGGCACUGCAAUGACAGUGCCUGGCCAACAGGAGUCCCCCUGUUCCCCAUACUUACUCAGGACCACAGGUGAGAACAAAGUGGAAGUGGCUAUAUAAAAGCCGCAGAAGCUUCAGGAGGCUUCCAGAUGAAUGGUGGGUAAUAUAAUUUGCCCUCCACCGAGAUUUUCUGACCAUAAAUGAAAAAUGUCAUUUUUCAGCCUGGCACUUUCCGGCCCCCUUACACUAGCAUUUUUGGAAUCAAAAGUCUCAGAUGACCUAGAUACACUGUGACCUCUCAAUCAGACAGCUAUAGCCCAGGAAAGUGCAGACUCCUCCCCACAAAGACUCACUGACUGGUUUGACCACUUUCCAGCCCAAUAUUGCCCUCCAAGUAGACAACACCGUCUGGGGAACAGAGCUUGAAAAUAAAUAGUCUGAGACUUCUCAGGUGACUCAGGUUGCAGGAAAGAGGAGAAAGUGGAGGCAGAGACUGGAAAAGACCAGUAGAGAAUGAGUUGCCCCAGCGGAGUAAAGCAAUCGUCUAGGUAGUGAAUUGUCUUAAGGAAUACGAAGCAUAUAUUAUAACAGAUUUAAUCAAAUUGUGUAUGGCUGACCAAAGGCCAAAUUCAUCUAGUUGCCCUAAAUGUGAUUUCUGUGGGAUCUCUUUUCAUUACCACUUUUUUUGAAUUUAGUCAAUUGUUCUGUCAUGUAGCAUUUAGACCAAAUACCUCUGCAUUUAACAAGGGCUGUCCCUUAUGGACUUGGAUACCCCAGGAGUAAGGUCCUGCUGGGAACAAUAUUCACUGUUCCUGUAUGCCAGGGCUCAGCAAACUUCACCUGGAAAGAUCCACAUAGUCAAGGCUUUUAGUUUUAUAAGACAUAUGGUUUCUAUGGAGAGUGCUCAGCUCUGCCUUGUAGCUUCAAAGCAGCCAUAGACCAUAUGUAAACAAAUGAGUGUUCAAAUAAAACUUUAUUUAUGGACAUCAAAAGAGUAGACAAUUUGAAUGUAUAUAAAUUUUACAUGACUUGAUUUUUUUUUCUUUUACUCUUUUGAUUAUGAUGUUCAUGCACUCAAAAAUACAGAAACCUUUCUUAGCCCACAAGCCAUACAAAACUAACUGCCAAUCAGAUCUGGUCCCGAGGCUGUAGUUUACUGACUCCUAUGGACAUGCAUGGAAAACAGGCUUCUAUUUCCCAGGCAAAAGUAAACUCCUUACCCCCAGCUUCCCUCCCUAUUGGCCUUUGCUCCAAAAUCAGGAAAACUUUGUUGUCCUUCAUUUUAAGCUGUUUUAGAAAUUCAUGUUCUGAAAGUAAACAAAAACAAAACACACUUGCUAUUUUUGUACUGACAAACCCAUACACUUAUCCCUAAGAGUUGAAGGCCUUGGAUCCAGGAACAGACUCAUCACUGAGCUCUAACUCCAGAGACCAGUGUUGAUUCCCAGGGCUCAGCACCUUCCCGGGACGGCUCAGCCCUACUGAUUUCUAAGCAGGACUGUUCAUUAUCUCAGACUGAUUGUCACUUCAGCCCCGCUCAUGUCUUUGCUCUAAAAAUGAUCCUGAAGACAUGUGACUGCUUGAAUCAAUAGCAACAUAAUCAGCAGAAAGCCCAACCCAGCACACUUCAAAAUUAGCAAUCUUCUUGGUUCUAUGACUUGAUAUUAGCAAGAAGAAGAAAAUGAACAUUUUUUCCUUAAUCAUCUCUUCACUUAAAUUAACCAAAUUGGUUUUACCAAAAAAAAAAGUAAGAGGUAAAUCUAAUUCUUUUAUAUGCCAGUAAAAAAGUAGAUGAUGUUCACAUAAAAUCAUUUUCCGGCCUCUGGGGGAUCCCCAAAGCCUCCUGAGAAGUAUCCUGGCAGCUAUGAUGGUACACGAUCCUCUAUCUGUAUCAGACAUUUAUCGAGGCUGACAAGCCAAAGCCCUUGGCACAAUUUAAUUUUCAUGUAACCGCUUUCUGUGGUCCAGCCGUAGGCAAAGGAAAUGAGCAAUGAAAGUUUUGAAGUCGACUCCAGCACCCUCGUUUCCCUAUCUUUAUUUGCUUUACUUUAUAAAUUUAUUCUCUAUCUGCUCUCUAGAUCUUGCUUUCGUUUUUUCCUUUUGGCUCCAACUGGAAAAAAAGAGAGUUGGCUUGACAAGCACUAUGGGUUAGGAGGUGAGCUUCACUCUGUCCCAGGGAGACAAAAAGAGACAGAAGUUACCUCCGCCAGCACCCCAGAAAGGAAUCUGACACUUCCUGUGUGCAGUCAGCAGACAGAUCGGAGCCUGCCUUGGCAGCCACAUUCUAUGCAAUUGGAAAAUGUGGGUACCAGGCCCUGUGCCAGGGAUGGGCAAAGAGGCGAAUGAGACAGGACCCUUGCCCAUGAGGGUCUCCUGGUCUCAUGAGCUGUUGGGAUGUUUCCCUGGACAAGCUUGAGAAGCUGUGGAUGAGCAGUCAGGACAGGGGCAGUCAGGGGCAGAUGGGUGGGGUCAGGGUAGUGGGGUGACUUGCUUUGGCAGUUAUCCACCCUAAGUCAGAUGGUAGGUGUGAUUCUGUCAACACCUUGCUGAGGCAGACUGAGGAGAUGUCUAGGGGAGUGGGCACGGUUUCCCUAAACAUUCCUUAAUUGUUUCUGAGCCUGACUCUGUUCACUUAGAGAAGAAGGCCAGUCACGGUGCCUACUGGGCAGAAAUAACAUGGCUGAGAGCUGAGAUUCCAUGAAACUAAACCACAGGAAGCCCUUAGGUAAGAAUAGCAGCCAGGAGACCUUGCCAGUUGGGAAGGCUGGCUGAUCCUGGUAAAUGGGCUAUCAUUAGUCAAGGCCCAAAGGCUUGAUCUGCCUGGCGUAAGAGCCCCCUGAGGCCCAAAUCCAGAGCUGAGAAGCAAAGGAGGCUCCACUCAGGAGGACCUGGGAGUGCACACUGCAUGCUAUGGAGCUGUGGUUCUUAAUAUUUGGCCUCUGCACCAGCAGCAGCAUCACCUGGAAACCAGUAAGAAAUGCCAAUUUCCAAGCCCCACCCCCAGGCCUACUGAGUCAGAAUCUCUGGAGGUGAGCUCAGCAAUCUAUGCAUGAAAGACCUCUUUGACUCUGCUGCAUGCAAAACCUGGAGAACCACUGGUGGAGAGGUUGAAGAGAAUGGUUUAUGCUGGCUUUAUCAGGAGCUGCUUUUAUGAUUUAUCAAGGUAAAACAGUCAAUUGCUAGUGCAGUGAUAGGCGAGGGCUAUAGACCUUACCCAGGGCCGCUGGACUGCAGUGGUUUCUGGACACACUGGUCCUAGUUCCAUUUACCUUCCUCCCCCGAGGCACAAGACAAUUCCUGCCCUGUGCCCCUGCUAUCCUAGAGAGAGACACAGCCCAGGAGAGACUACUGUGAAGCCAUCCACCCACGAAAGACCAAGUUCCUGUCCAAUGAGCGGCCUCUUCUAGGGCCAUAUUUUAUAAGGAAAGAGUGAAACUGCAGCAAUGAGUUUAGAACGCUGGGGGCGCCACUUGGCUCAUAGCCCAUAUGCUGGUGGAGCACCCAGGGCCUGGCAGAGGGUGAACGGGUCAUUCAAGGACAGGUUACGGCAGCACUGUCCCUCCGUCAUGGCCUGGGGUGUGCAGCAUCACAAUUCAAACACUAAAUUGGAUGGGGAAUGGAUAGCUCUUCUUGGAAGGGCAGUAAAUCACUGUACUAAAAGUAAAAACCAAAACCCCAAAACAAACCUGCAGUCUUAUUAACUCUGUCUAGACCCUGUAAUUCCUAAGGCCUGGUGAGGCAGCAGGUUCCACCAAGGCCCUUUGCCUGACCUACGAGAGGCCUCAGGUCUGCUGAUCAAACUCUGUGGAACUCCUGCUUACUAGUCACUGGCACCUCAGUGUGGCACUGAGUCUGUCCAGGACCCAGAGGAGGAGCCAACUGGGCAGGAGACCCGGGAGGACUAGCAUCUGCUAUUGAUUCCUUCAGACCCUGACUCUGCCUGCUCAGAGGCACAGUCCGAUCUUCUCAGUAGUCUCACCAAGUCUCCCCAUUUCCCAGCCCAGCCUGGGAAUAGAUCUUCUGAUUAAAUGUCAGUGGGAAAGCAUGGCAGAAGCUGUACAGGGGAGUCUGCAUAGUCUGGCCUGAGUGAAUUCUCUGAGGACACAUUGCUCCCCAAGACUUAAGGGGACUGUAUGUGUUUCCUUAUUCUAGUCCUUUAUCACCAAAGCCUCUUAUGAGACAAAAUGACAAAUAAGGGUUGGGUAGUUCUGAAGGCAGGGUGGGCCCUGUUCUCAUGGCAGGUCUAGACUCGUGUCAGGCCAGGUAGGAAAGGGAGGCAUCAUGGCCUAAGGGCAAAAGCCCUGGCCCAGCCUGGACACCUGGAAGAGUGGGGGGCAGUGGGUGUGCAUUGAAAGGCUGGGCCACAUUGAGAUGUACAAGGAGGCAACACCAGCCACCUGCUGUUACACCUGCAGGACAGUGCAGAGCCUCAUCCCAGUGUCAGGUGGGGGUCUCCUGGCUCCCGCCUGGAGCAGUGCUCCCAUUCUGAGGAGCAGAGAAGGGAGAGUGCCUCUGGAUCACUAAAGUGACACCUCCCCAGAGGCAGGACCCCGCCCCAGGACAACUUCCAGUUGAAUGAAUGGAACCAUAGCCCUCCCUUCCCAGGUACCUGAUAGGAACCCUGGAAAACAAGAUCACGCAAGGCUAGUAUGGAUUCCCAACUCUUACCACCUCUGAGUGCCACCUCCUUAAGGCAAAAGGACUACCCAGUCUAUCGCAGCACCCUGGGUGCCAAGCACCGUGCCUGGCUCAUGGUAGGGGCUCCACAAAUGUUGGGUUGAAUGGCAUCCCAGAGAUCAUGUGACCUCAAAGAUUGGGCUUGGUUUGAAAAAUUAAGAUGCCCCAGGGGAGAAAGACCCUUCCAUCCUGUCUCUUAAUUUGUAAGUCAAGGUCCUUUAUAAAAUCAGAUAAAAGCAGAAAGGAAGUUCCGAUGACAAUGCUCUCGCACUCCAAAUGGAAGAGCAGGAGUGAGCUUUGCUAAAUGACCCUUCAUGGCUAUAACCAGUGUAGGAAGCCCUAUGCGAAGAGCAGGGGUAGAUGGCCCCACCUGCUCCAUCCUGUGGAUCAAGGGAAGCAUUCUCACUGAGGAGAGAAAGAUCUGAUUGGUUAAUGACCCCCACCCUAUGCCUCUCUCCACUCCCUUUUAUCAGAUAUACUGCAGAGGAAAUUCAUCAACAUGAAGCUCAAUUCCCAAUAGUCUAAUGAAAAGAGGGCAACAGAUGAGAGAAGAGCCAGAACACAGACGGUGUGUAUUAAUCACAGGCAACAGACACGCGUUGGCUUUAAUGUCUGUUUGCUUUUAUCUUGAAAUGAAAAUGCAUCUCAGUUACCUGGACCCUUUACACUGAGCAUCUCAGAAAAGAAAUGGCACACAUGAGUGUACGCAGGCAUGCACGCGCACACACACACACACACACACACACACACACACAGAAUUCUUUUCCCCAGCAGAAAGAAUUGUCAGAGAAAUAAGCCCAGAGAUUUUUGUCUAUUUGCACUACCCAUGUCUCAGCUAUGGACCCCAGAAACUCUGUGGGAAAGAAAGGGACAGGAAGGGACAAGGAAGUAGCAUCUACCACCUGAAAGGAUUCCUUGGGUUCACAGAGAUGAGGGGUUCACCUGUGCCCGUGGGUCACAGAUAGGAGUAUAACGCAUGCAUCAAUCUUUAGAGGCAAAAGUUCAGAUGUGGCACCACGCACCCCCAGCUCCCUCAUAUGACUACACAGGAGCUGAUGGAUUCUGGAUUGGGAAGAGUUCUCCUGUUCCCAGAUACCUGUCAGGUGGUGGAACUAGGAACAAGUUUUGCAGGAGGUGAGGGUAGAUUUGGGAAGAUCAUUCCAAAAGUAAGAAAAGGGAUAUGGAGAGAGGAGAUAACUCAGAGUUGGGGAGUAACCCAAAGGUGGAUUGGAGAGGACCAAUCCGUCACCCAGGAAGCCAGAGCAUUGCUCUGUACCUAAAGUUAAAUUCAAGUUUCAAAGACAUUGCGGCUAAGCCUGGUCAUGUGAGGCUCAAUUGAUGUCAGAGCUGUUGGAGGGUGAUCUCAGUUCUGAAUUGAACUACCCCUGCUGGGUCAAUCCACUUGGUUGCUUCAAGCCUGACCUCAGUGGCUUCUAGAAACAGGAUUGUGGAUGCCCUGAGCUGGACAGGCUUGGCAGGAGAUUGAAGAUACCAGUCGGUGAGUCUAGAAAAGAAACUGUAUGUGGAAGAUGGUUGUUCUCAAGGGAAUCUAUAGAUAUUAGAGCUGGGUUUGUUAUGUUAUAAGCAUGGACAUUGUAGUUUUGGUAAGGAGAAGAGUCAGAGUGACUUGGUGGGGAAUUAGUUGAGGAAGUUAGAGUAACAAAUAUCAAAUAUGAGAGAUAGGCAGGCUAAGGAGAGUUGGUAAUGGGUGUGUGUAUAUAUAUAUGUGCAUAAACAUAUAUACAUGUCAUAUACACAUCCACAAUACCAAAGGAAGGUGUCAAAUGAGCUCAACGGUACCAACACAUUUCAAAUUAUGUUACGUGUCUUUUUAAUUGCUGUUUACUCUCAGCCCUCAAAACACUGGCAAUGGUGCCUGGCACAUAGUAGGAGUUCAGUAAGCAUUUGGAAAUGAAAGGUCUAGCCUAUCACUACUUGGUGGAGUCAUAGAGGUAUCCUUGAAUCCCAAACUGAAUGAGCCACAGAGCAGCAGGCCAGCCACAUCCCCGCCCCCCUUGGCUGAGGAGAAGCUAUUGUGAAUUCGCAGGUCUCCUCUGGCUCUCUGGUAGUGAAUCAUAGUGGGUUUGUACACACCUUGGACCACAUGGGAAUAACGCCAUCAUGUUAGGUGUGGGAGGGGCUCUGGGACUCCCCUCCCACUGUGUCCGCCAUUUCCUUCGGCCAGUCUGAAUUGUCCAGGCUGGUUUCCUCUCAGCCCCUUCCUCCUCCCAUCUCUGGAGAUGCCACCACCGUUUAGAAGCGUCCUAUUAGAAGCCUGUUCAAUCCCAGCUGCUCAACCAAAGUGCAAAGGGGAAGGAAGGUCUGGCUGGAGCCCCAGGGCUGUCCACACAGCGGAGGCAAGAAGAGCAGUCACCUUCCUCCCACAGACACCUUCAGUCACUGUUCCUGGCCAGGCAGUUCCUGCCAGCCUGGCUGGAGUGUCCCCGAGGUUGACUUCACUCCAGGGAAGGGCCAGCGUGUGCCUGAUGCGUGUCAGACCCUGGAUUCCCUGGCCGCCUCAGAGAAUGGAUCUUUUUAGUUUAGAAAAUGUGUUUGUUUGCUAAAUACAUUAUCUUGUGUGUGUAUGAGUGUGGUACGAAGGAAACCUUGGAAUAUGUCACCGGGAUUGUAUGAACUUAGAGAAAGUUGAGUUUAAUUUCAGAAGAGCUCACUGUCCCCUCUGUUGACAAGGGUGACCAGCCAAGGGGGUCAGAGAAACUGCCCUUCCCGUCCCCACCCCUCCCUGGCUAGUGGAGCUGCUGGACUCGAUUCAAACCCAUGCAGAGUGAGAGGUGCCGAGCGCCCCGUGUGUACAUAACGAGGAAGCAAAUAGGAGCCAUCGCAGGGAUCUCUCGGGCUUCUUCCCAUGACUGUGCUCUUACCCAUGUUUGAGUCACAAACUUUAAAUUUCUAACAGUUACGAUUCUUGCAGUUUCUGAGUAAUUUGUUAAAUGCCUACUCAACACAGACAGAUAUUUAUUUUCAGCCUUGGCUUGUAAACGCCUACAAACUGAUUCAUGUUGGUGGUCAUUACGACACUUCUGUGAAUUGGUGAAUAAAUAUGAUUUUAGAAUUUCACAGUAAA